UAUCGAUUCGUCAGGAACAUGUAUUUAAGUAAUAUAUCAAAAAAUAAUUGAACUCAAUAAUUUUUAACUGAUUAAUUAUCCAAUAGAUUGAUCUAUAUACUUAUAUUUAAUUACAUCUUGGCAUAUAAUUUAGCUUCUUCUACAAGUGCAACGUCCUUUGUAGCAAUUCUCCAAAAAAUCUUUUGAUUAUCUGUUUGUAACUAAAAUCAAAUAGGAUCACAAGUAAAUAUUUAUCACAUAUGUUUAAACAAAUAUGACAUUCAAGUGCAGCGUCCGUUUGUAGCAAAUUAGCAAUUCUCCAAAAAUCUUUUGAUUAUCUGCUGGUAACUAAAAUCAAAUAUGAUCACAAUUAAAUAUUUAUCACAUAUGUUUUAAACAAAUCCGACAUUCAAAAGAAAACCAAAACUUCCUUAUCAUUUUCUCAAAAGAAAAUCAAAAUUUCCUUAUGCAAAAUCUAAACAAUAAAUCAAAUAAAAAAAUUUAAAAAUAUUUCAAAACUCGGAUUUGUAAGAAAAUGUAGUUUAAGAAUAAAAACAUUAUGUACUCACUUUUUUAUCCUUUUUCGCAAGAAAAUAUUUUAGUAGCGACAAAGAGUAAACAUCAAUGAUGAUCUCUCAUAUAUAAAAGCUCUCAACCGACCUUCAACUUAAAAAACACAAAGACACAAAAGUCUCUCAUUGUUCUAUCGUUCCAUGCAUGCACUUUGGGAAAGUAAAGUUGUGAUAAAUUUUGAUUGAAUCCCAAAACCAAAGUUAACCUAACGAUCAAUCUACUAUGCGUAAUUAAUUUCCGUACACAAAAUUCAGUUAAAAAUGAUACAUUCUUAAAAGAAAUGAUAAAAAUGAUACAUAUACUAAUUUGUGUUAGUAUUACUUAGAAAAAUGAUAUGAAUUUAACAUCAUUUAAAUAAAAGAAGAAAAUCUUGCAUCAAUAAGAAAAUGACACUAACAUAAUUCAGUUAAAAAUAAUAUUUAGUUUGUGUUGGUUACCAUUUCGAUAUACGGAGGAGGAUGAUGAUCUCGGAGGAUUGCGAUAUCUCCGCAUCUCUCGUGCUUCCUAUUGCGCUUCAUCUUGACCCCCCUUCAACAACAACAAAAAAACGCCUUGUCUUUUGGCAGUUUGGACUCAACAGACCCGCGUUUAAGCUCCCUGGUUGAUCUAAUUAAUCUUCUGCUGGGGCUUUAUCUUUUAUAAAGCACCUGAAUUAUAUUCACAAAUCAACCAAAAGUUACAGUUUCAAAACGGGGGAUAUGGAUCAGUUUAAUGCUUUUGACAAGAAAGCAAGCAAACACGCACCUAGGGUGAUGAGGGGAUCACGCUUUCUGGUGAGCUUACUUCGGUAGUGAUGGUUCAGGACAUGAUCCAAUACUUUUGAGCUUAUAAAGUGAUUGCAACAAGCUACUUCAAUUAUCUGCAAAAAAACAAGCAAGCAUCAAGACACGUUGAUAAUUUUGAUUUUUGACCACUGCUAGUCUGCUACUCUUUCAAUAAUAUUUAACUCUUUAUCAUAAGUACUAAGUAGAUUGCAGUAAAGAAACAUUUUGGCUCGUUUAAUUUCAAAUCAUUAUUGCUAUAUUCUUUUAAAGUCUACUACUUAAGUAAUUUAAUUAUCUAUUCUAUUAUAAUUAAAAUUUCAAAUACAUACGACGACGACAAACAAAUUCAAACCACAAAACUACCUAUUAAACGUUGGAACAAAGUCUAACCUCAAGUCCUGAAGCAAGCGGAAGGCAGAAGGGAAUAAUGUCAGUAUCUCCUCUCCUUAUUCAAAAUCAUUCAUCAAACAAGCAUGACUCAUGAAUUCAUGAUCAUGUUAUGAAAAACAAAACAAGUGUAAGCGAUAUAUAACAACAAAGAAGAGCAGUGUGUUAUCAACAAUAAUGUAAUUUGUCAUAGCAAUACAGAAACAAGAAUGCAAUGUGAUAUACUGAUAUAGAAACCGAGAAUAACAUUUUUUUAUAGCAAUACAGAAACAAAAACAGAACAACACUUAAGAAACAACCAAGCCUUAAUACAGAAACAAAAACAGAACAACACUUAAGAAACAACCAAGCCAUUUAAUACAGAAACAAAAACAGAACAACACUUAAAGAAACAACCAAACCAUUUAAUACAGAAACAACAACACUUAAGAAACAACCAAGCCAUCUAAUACAGAAACAAAAACAGAACAACACAAUAUAUCAUUACACUGUUAGGAAAAAAUUACUUGAAUUCUUAAGUGACCCUGAAGUUGCUGCUGUGCUGCUUGGUUAUUAUGAUUGUUUGCAAAGGAUAUAAUUCUAGAGGGAGAUUUUGAUUUCUAACGGAUAUUUUUUUUUAAUGCUAAAAGCUUCAUUGAUUAAUAACCAUGGAAGUAUACUUUUUAUUUUUUGAACACAACCAUGGAAGGAUACAUUGAUUAAGCUUCAUUGAUUUCUAACGGAUCUGUUUACUUUUUUUUCCAAUAAAAGGAAAUAUCCCUAAAAUAUGAAACGAUGUUGUGUUGCUCAAAAAGGAAAACGGUGUCGCUUAUCCAAAAAAUCUUAAGCGCGCUGCGUUUUGUAUGUGUUGACUUUUUUUUUUAAACUCGUUUACUUCGAUUGUGGGUAAUGUAUUUAGGGUCAAAGCCCUGGCUGCUCUACGUCUAGAGGAUCUGCGAACUUCAAUUUUUCAUUAACUAAAUAAAGGUAUACAUGAUUUUACACUACAUUAGUGUUUCAACCACACUUACAACAAAGAGAUUAGUAUCAUCUAGUAUCACUACAUGGAUCCUACGCUACCAAUCUGAACCUUUGGUGCAAUUUAAACCCCAAUGAACGCAUACUAUUCCCACGACCUAGGAAUAGCCGGUUAUUAUAUGUGUUGACUUAAAGAAAUGAAAUUUCAUUUACGUGUGGUCUUUUUUAAUUCAUGCAAGCUAAUCCAAUAUUAUAUAUCAUAUGCGUAAACUUUAGUUAUAAUUAGCUGUUCUACGUAUUGUAACAUCUAUAAAACAUCAUCAUCAUUCCCAUCAUCCAUACUCAAGCCAACGAAACCCCAAAACAAGAAAGAAUUCAAUUUUAUAAAAAUGUCUGCCCUUAAGCUAAGAAACGCGAACUUUUCGGCACCGGAGAUCGAUGACCUUUCCAAGCAGCUGUCGUCGGACAGACAACCCCUGGUACUCAAAAGACAGAGGUCAGUGUCUCAACGAGCCAUGUCAAACACGCUGACAUCAGCAGCAAAUCUCUCAAACCUCCUCCCAACGGGAACACUCCUCGCGUUUCAACUCCUAACUCCCGUUUUUACUUCAAACGGCGUUUGCGACCAUGCAACGCGUUUUCUUACCGCUGGUCUCCUCUUCCUCUUAGCCGCAUCUUGCUUCAUCAGCUCCUUCACCGAUAGCGUUAAAACCGACAACGGAACAGUCUACUACGGUUUUGUCACGUUCAAUGGUAUGUGGGUCGUUGAUUAUGCUGACCCGUCCGGGUUGGGUUUACCCGAUUUGUCCAAAUACCGGAUGCGGUUUGUUGAUUGGAUCCAUGCUACGUUGUCGGUUUUGGUGUUUGGAGCGGUUGCGCUGAGAGAUAAGUAUGUAACGGAUUGCUUUUAUCCGUCGCCUGAGGAAGAGACUAAACAUGUUUUGGACAUUGUUCCGGUGGGGAUUGGGGUUAUAUGUAGCUUAUUGUUUACGGUGUUUCCGACAAGACGUCUCGGAAUUGGGUAUCUUGUUACCGGGAAUGGUGAUCGCAGGUAAACAUUAUAACGUUUUAAA
Molecule: messenger RNA, 3733 nt
Organism: Brassica napus (rape)
Lineage: Eukaryota; Viridiplantae; Streptophyta; Magnoliopsida; Brassicales; Brassicaceae
Product: protein DMP5-like
Exons: 1
Coding region: 3050-3715 (221 amino acids)
Biological process (GO): endomembrane system organization
Source: RefSeq, a predicted model, not a curated record